UUGGUGAAUAAAAUCUGCCCUUGCUUCUGUUCUUGCUCUGCCCAGACCCUGGUCACAACGACCGACCGACCGACCGCUAGACUGAUUGGAGAGCUCCUGGAGAGGGAGGACGGACAGAACUUCUUCCCUACGGACCACCCUAGCCACUUGGACCUUGGAGGAGAGCAGGGCAAUCCUUUCAGACAUCGCCACAGCAGAAUCUGCCAAGUUAGAAGACAACCUGCCUCGUAAGGACAUGGCUUUGGUGCAGACUCGAACGCUCAGCCAUCAGACAGGGGAGGAAUAUGAGGCCGAUGUUGAGUUGCAAAGGGGCAAGGAUGGCAAUCUGGAUGGGGACUUCACUGAUGAGAAAGAAGUGGAAGUUGAAGAUGAUGCCCUGACAAAUGAAGACUGGAAGUUUCUAAAACAGUUCCCGAGCUGGGAAAAGAAUGAGAAGAAGCGCAUUACAAUGCUCUAUGCCAUCGCAGACCACAUUGACAAAAGCCACCAAAAAGCUACCAAGACCAAAGUGGUGACUACCUCUGCGUCAGUCAUCUCUGGAGCAAUGAGUCUCCUGGGUUUGGCCUUGGCUCCAACAACGGCAGGGGCAAGCCUGGUACUCACUGCUGUUGGGAAUGGUUUGGGGGCAGUUGCCGGGGUCACCAACAUCGUGACCAAUGUGAGGGAAAACUCUCGAAACAAAAGAGCCCUAGCUCAGGCCAACAGCAUCAUGCCUGGCAGUGACCAGGAGCUUGACGAGGUCAAGGGAGAGAAGACAACCUAUGUCACAGCCGCCGGUAAGCUUAUCUACAAAUGUGGGAGUGCCUGGGAUAUCAUCAAAAAGCACCUCCAAGCCCUCCGGAUAGCCAGAACACAACCCCACGUCACCUCAGCUGCCAAGAGGCUCAUGACUACUGGCCAAAUAUCAACUCGAAGCAGCCGGCAGGUGCAAAAGGCCUUUGGGGGCACAGCCCUGGCAAUGACCAAAAAUGCUCUGAUGAUCGGGCGUGUCACUGCUGCCUUGUCCCUUGGCCAAGACAUAUAUACUCUCUGGGAGGACUGGAAGGAUCUGAAGUCUGAAACUCCAACAGAGCUCGCAAAAGAGUUAAGAGCACGAGCUGGGGAACGGGAGUGGGUGUUAUCAGAACUCACCCAUCGUUAUGAAAAGCUGAAGAAACUGGAAAAGAGGCCUGUGGGGUCUUCUUUGAAAGGAGACAAGGAGACUCAGCCUCAACCUCUAUCCUCAAUUGAGAAAGCAAGACUCAGGUGACAGUGGCUGUGGAAGAGGAGCUGAGACCUUGAGUCUUUGAGAUCAGUGAAGGGGGACCAGGGUUGUUGGGGGGUGGGGGGAAUGGCUGGAGCUCACACACAGGGAGGUGCCAGGGAGGCCCCUAGGGUCUCAGAAGAAAGAACCCUGUCAGCCCCAUUCUUGAGCCUUCCUUCCCUCUGACCUAGCCAUCACUACCACUCCCCUGGGAUCCCCCAUCACUCACUUGUACAGCCCCUGCUAGGCUUUGGACAGACACUGCUUCCUGCCAGCUUCCACAGCAAUUAGGAAAGAUAAGCUUUGAGGGUCCCUCCCCCAUCCUCACCCCUCUCUGUGCUCUCUGCCUCCCAGUCCAGUGGGAACUGUAGGCUCAGAGCCAAGCUUGCACACAAAGGUUGUCACUGGAACCUGCUAGGCCAGAUUCCUGGGGAAGGAGAGAGGGAAGUCUGUGCUCAUCUCUUCUGCCCUAAGUUCUGAGCUGACUGACUGCCCUGUCUCCUGUCUUAAAAACCCCUUUCUCUUUGAGUCCUCAUUGCUGGUUUGAAAGUCACACAUGGGCGCUAAAAGACAAAGCAACCAAGCUAAACCAAACCCCACACAGUCGGGGAAGGAAAGGCUAAGGAAGAACUCUCACACGAGGUUUGGGACUGUGGCCCACCCACACAAGACUCCUGCUGUAUUAUACAGUUGUAUUGCAGCCCUGGGAGCUAAGCAAAGUAGGAGAGGUCACCCUACAGCACUGUGGAGUGGGGGCUUUGUUUAUAAAUCCUGAGACUGUUGGACUCUAAGAAUCCAAACCCAAACCCACGGGAAG
Messenger RNA from Arvicanthis niloticus (Nile rat), 2060 nucleotides. Its product is annotated as apolipoprotein L6-like. Gene Ontology annotation, biological process: lipoprotein metabolic process; lipid transport. The record is from RefSeq and is a predicted model, not a curated record. Gene Ontology annotation, molecular function: lipid binding. Gene Ontology annotation, cellular component: membrane; extracellular region. NCBI's taxonomy places the organism in Eukaryota, Metazoa, Chordata, Mammalia, Rodentia, Muridae.